This is a messenger RNA of Chroicocephalus ridibundus (black-headed gull), 2751 nucleotides long. RefSeq names its product terminal uridylyl transferase 1, U6 snRNA-specific (gene TUT1). The record is from RefSeq and is a predicted model, not a curated record. Gene Ontology annotation, molecular function: RNA binding; zinc ion binding; poly(A) RNA polymerase activity. Gene Ontology annotation, cellular component: nuclear speck; mitochondrion. NCBI's taxonomy places the organism in Eukaryota, Metazoa, Chordata, Aves, Charadriiformes, Laridae. Bases 29 to 2713 code for a protein of 894 amino acids. The transcript has 9 exons.
UCUGGCGGAAGUUCUUUGGGGGACGUAGAUGGGACGGGCUACUUCCGGCGGAAGUUGUGGAGAGAAGCGGGAGUGGGAGGACGCCGGUGGUGCCGCGGACAUGGCGGGUACCGGUAACGGCCCCGGCCCAGCCACGGACGUCGACACCGGCCCCGGCCCAGCCGUGGAGGCGGGUCCCGGCCUGGUUCUCGGUACCGGCACGGGCUCCAGUCCAGCCACGGACGCGGACACCGGCCCAGAAGCGGAUCCCGGCCCGGUCGCCGGUACUAGUACCGGCUCCUGCCCAGCCACGGAGGCGGACACCGGCCUGAAGACAGACCCCAGCUCCGGCCCAGAUACGGACGCGGUUCCCGACCCGCUCCCCGGUGCCGGUACCGUUCCCGGUCUCCUCCCCGACCCGGUAGCAGAUCCCGACGUGGAGUCUCAACCUCGGGGCGGAUUCCGCUGCCGCUUGUGCCAAGUCUCUGCCGCCAACCGGCCGAGCUUGGCGGAGCACCUCCGGGGGAAGAAGCACCAGCGGCUGCGGGCUCUGCGGGCCGAACGCCGGGCCCAGGAACAACGGAGCCUCUUCGUUACCGGUUUCGCCCGCGGCACCUCAGGCGCGGAACUCGCCGACUAUUUCCGUACCUACGGCGAUGUCGCGACGGUCGUGAUGGACAAAGAGAAGGGCGCUUACGCCAUCGUGGAGCUGCGGGAGGCGGCGGGACGGGAGCGGGCCCUGGCGGAGCCCCGGCACCACCUGGACGGGCACCGGCUCCGCGUCCGGCCCCGGGAGCAAAAGGGGUUCGUUUACGGGCCCCCCUCCGGGCGCAGCCCCCGCCGGGAGCCCCUCGGCCCGGCCCGGCUGGAGCAGGAGCUUUGGCAGGCCUCAGACGUGGACACCCAAAUGUCGCGGCUGGUGGAGCUGCUGGAGCUGAGCGAGGCCGAGCGCCGGGUGCGGCACCUCCUGGUGACGCUCUUCCAGGAGGUUUUCACCGAGUUCUUCCCCGGCUGCGCCGUGCUGCCCUUCGGCUCCUCCGUCAACGGCUUCGACGCCCACGGCUGCGACCUUGACCUUCUCCUGGACCUGGAACCCACCAAAUCCCUCCAGGCGGCGGCCACUCGAGACCUUCCCGCCUCCGAGGAUUCCAUCCUGAGCGACAUCGACCUGGCGGUGACGCCGGCGCCGGAGGUGUUGGAGCUGGUGGCCACCGUGCUGCGACGCUGCGUGCCGGGCGUCCGCCGGGUCCGCGCCGUCCCCACCGCCCGGCGGCCUGUCGUUAAGUUUUGUCACAAACAAUCGGGGCUGGCGGGUGACAUCUCCAUCGACAACAGGCUGGCGCUCCUCAACACCCGCUUCCUGCAGCUUUGCGCCGAGGCGGACGAACGCGUGCGGCCGUUGGUCUACGCCGUGCGGCUCUGGGCCAAGCAGCAGGGCCUGGCAGGAAACCCCUCUGGGGGAGGUCCCCUCCUCAACAACUACGCCCUGACGCUGCUGGUGCUCUUUUUCCUGCAGACCCGCAGCCCCCCCGUGCUCCCCACCGUCGCCCGGCUGCGUGACGUGGCAGGGGAUGAGGACCGCGCCGUGGUGGGCGGAUGGGACUGCAGCUUCCCCCGGGACGCGGCGUCGCUGGAGCCCAGCACCAACACCGAGAGUCCCGGUUCGCUGCUGGCCCAAUUUUUCCACGUUUUGGGGGAUUUCGACUUGGCGGGGCAGGUCAUUUCGCUGCGGGAGGGUCGAGCGCUGCCGCUGCCGUCCCCCGACGUCCCCGAGGGCUUGAAAUUGGGACCCUUCAACCUGCAGGACCCCUUCGAGCUGAGCCACAACGUGGCGGCCAACGUCAACGAGAAAACGGCCGCCCGUUUCGGCCACUGCUGUCGCGCCGCCGCCAAAUAUUGCCGCAGCCUGCAAUACUGCCGCAAAUCCAGCAAAGGCCGCGCCUGGGGGCUGACGCGGCUCUUCCAACCCGGCGCGGUAGAGCCGGGAGCGGGCAACGCCGGCGUUUUCCUCAUUUCCAUCCCUUUGGAUGUCGCCGGCGGCUGCCGGCAGCUCGCUGGUCGCGGUCCUUGGUUUUGGGAGGUCUGUGCCGCCAUCGCCUUCGUGCUGAGGGACAUUCUCAAGUGCGACUGCGCCGCCGGGAAGACGCCGAGAGCUUCCAACGAGGAAUGCGGGAUCCCGGAGGACUCGGCGCCAUCCGAGGAAGACGCGGAGCCGGACGUGGAGGAGACGGCGGUGGUGGGUUCCAAGCGUCACCGGUCGGAGGUGACAAACGGCUCCGCGCUCCCGGGCGGGAAGAAACCGCGUCCCAACGUCCCCGAGGAGGCGGCGGUGGCGAAUUGGAGCUGCGCCGUCCGGCACCGCGUGUGGACGGGACGACGCCGCGUCCGCCGUCAGCUGCGUCACGGGGACGAUGCCCAGGAGCCGGAGGGCGACUCCCUGGAGCUGGAGCAGAAGGUUUCGGAGACCAUCGUGGGACGAGGGGACGCCGAGGGGACGCCGCAGCCGCUGCUGCAAUUCGAGGCCAGCGCCCGCCCGGCCACCACCCGGCGGGAGACGCGGGUCCUCCUGCGCCUGGUCCCCUCCCCAACCCCCCCCGGGCCGCUUUUUCGGGACUUUUUUCACUUUUUGCAGAGUUUUCUGCCCGGCGCGGUGCGGCGGCGCCUGGGCUGGGGGCCGGCGGGGGGCACGGAGCCCCAGAACGGAGGGGACGUGGCGGGGGGUUCUGUCUCUUGAGAGGGUUUUAUUUUUGGCAGUAAAAGGUUUGUUUUGCA